This is a messenger RNA of Cryptococcus deneoformans JEC21, 1672 nucleotides long. RefSeq lists its product as hypothetical. The record is from RefSeq and is a predicted model, not a curated record. The coding region runs from base 26 to 1519 and encodes 497 amino acids. Lineage: Eukaryota; Fungi; Basidiomycota; Tremellomycetes; Tremellales; Cryptococcaceae. The transcript is spliced from 4 exons.
GCGGACGCCACUUGCCGUACUAACUAUGUGUCACGAAUCUCCCACGUCCCAAUUUAUGGGAGGCAUGGUCACAACCUUGGGCACUGUCUUCAUCUUCUACCACAUCUGGGCAUACGAUAAAGGCAAAUGUCUCUUUUUCACCCGACGGAGCGCGUUUCGCUGGGUGAUUGUCUGGAUGUUCAUCCUCUCUAUGAUUUUGUUUGAAGUUUGGAACGUUAUUCUCAUCUAUGUCAAGUACAAAGAGUGGUAUAUGGAGGUCUCAACCACCGAAACCCAUACUGAGAUCGUCCCGGUACCCUUUACGCUUUGGUCAGAUUCACGACAACAGCUCGUCAGAAACGCUUACCAACUCCUUGCCAUCGCAUGGGUUCUUGUCCUCUCCAUCCACUCUGAAGAAACACUCUAUUGGGCAUAUUUGAUUGGAGCUAUCCGAGGGAAAGACACCGGGACCUGGUACAAAAGUCCGCAUUUCAAGAUCUGGGUCUUUGUUUGUCUGCUUUGCGCCGGUGUUAUGCCGGGUGUAGCCAAUAUCGAGACCGACGACCUGACAAAGAUGGAGGAUAACAUCUUCCUCGCUGGAUCCAUCUCCGCCUUCAUCCUCUUUAUCGGCAGUGUCUGGCUCCUCAUUGUCUUCCCUCGUUUUAUCAAGGAAUCACGACGCCAAGGUGCCAAUCAAGAUGUACUCGCCCGCCUCCAGUACUUUAAAGAACUCAACAUCGUCCGCACCCUCUUCCGAUUCCUGUACUGUGUCGCCAUCUUCACCCUCGCCAUUGACGGCCGCACGGCAUCCAAGCACGUCAACUCUCACCCAUUCUGGCUUGACUUGUUUUACAUCUGCGGUCUUUUUUCCGUCUUUGCGUCCAACUCUCUCUCGCUCAUGAUCCUCCUUCCUCGAAACAUGGCACAUGAAGCCGGGUACGUUCCCGCGAACCAAGUGUUUGUUCGACAAACCCGCCGCUGUCUUCCCCUACACAAUAUCCCGCAUACGGGUGGCAAAGCCCAGCUUUUCGGCACAUCCACCGUCAAUUCCUCGGCCGGCGGGAAAUUCGCACCAUACUCUUCUUCUUCUUCCUCUCCUUCUUCAGAGGGUGUUAAACAGGGUACCCGCCUUGACCGGAUGGUUUAUAGUUCUUCCCCUCUACGCGAUAACGGAUCUCGACGAGGAUCCAAACCGUGGGAUGUCCUGGGCGAGAGACUUAAUCUCGAUGCGACUGAUAUAGAGGAUAUCGAGGUUGGUAUCGCUAUGGAUGCGGAUCCGAGGAGGGUGCAGAGAGAAAGGGAGGAAGAGGAGAGAAAGGUGGGAGAGACGAGUAAGUUGAGUCAGAUGACGACGGAUAGCGAUAAGCCGUUUGCGAGGACAAAGGGUGAAAGACUGUUGACAGAGGGCGAGAUGGUGAAUGAACCUACUAGCCUUCUUGAUCACUUUCGCUCCCCUGCAGACUUUGCAAACCCGCCAAGACCGCGGGAUCUCAAUAUCCUUAUUGUCACGGAUACAGUCGAAGUUGAAGAGAAGAGUUGAAAAGUGUUUGGUUCUUUUUUUGUCUGUUUCUGCUCCUGCGCCCACCCCUUGCUUUCGGAUAUAUAGAUUUAUCAUUGUUGGUCCGGUAAAAAGGGUUUCGUUGUCUUGUCGGGGUUGUUCUCCAAAAGUGAGACAUUAUAGCAUCAGUUGUCA